AUGUCAUCGCCCAGGGACGACGCCUGGAUGGGGCUCGCCCUUGAGGAGCUGCUGGACGGUCUCCAGAUGGGGCAUCGCCUCCAACCUUCACCCCUCACGCCACUCAGUGUGGCCGGAAUCCGCAGACGAAUCCCGUCCGCGGAGCAGGUAGACGUCCCGCCGGAUCACCGCUUCGGCCCAAUACGGGUGGACACCACCCCGCCACGACCACGGCCAGCCGAGGCCGCCCGCACGCCUGCCGACCAGGGCAAGCAGCCAAACACGGAUCAGGGGCCGCCGCCUUUGGUCCCGCUACACACGACCCGGGCUCCAUCAACUCAGGCCACCCAGAAGCAGACCACAGGAGGGAGGCCAUCACCACGGGCAGCGCCACAGACAGCCGGCCCGUCGACGCGUCCGCACACUGGCCAGUUGUCCACGACGCCUACCGGCAACCAGGGGCAGCCCCCACGGGCAGCACCUCGAGCAACCGCUCCAUCAACGCGCCCGCACACCGGCCGGGCCGCCACGACAACGUCUACCGGCCACGUCACCCUAUCACCACGAGCGACGCCGCGAGCUGCCCUCGCUUCGGCACGCGCACGCACCGGCCCGACCCCUACAGCGCCUGAGACACGCGCAGUCCAGGCCAUAGCACCGCUGGUCCCGUCAGGGGCUCCAGCGGCACCGGACCCAGACGUCGAGGUGGAAGCGGCGCUACGAGAAUGCCUAGGCGACCUUCCACCCGACAUACUGGAGGAGAUGGCCCGCGGGGCAGAAGGAUUAGAUCUGGAGGACCUCUUCGGGGAGUCCCCCGACGAGGACGGGGUAGAGCUCCCAACGCGCCCUGCCUCCAAUCAAUCCACCCACGAGCCAAGGACCCCGUCACCUCAAUUCCAGCCGGACUAUGAGGAGAUCUCCAGCGACGAGGGAGUGGCGGCCGAGAUCAUCCAGAUCUCAGACUCCGACGACGCCGAGCCAAGCUUCAGACCGCCGGGCACCCCGCCUCCGGCGUACGAGGAUAUUUUCGGGCCAGGCCCUUACGCUACCAGCUGCCCGAUACCCACUUGCGCGGCCUCAACGCCGAGCCAGUCACCGCCAACCACGUCACGUGGAUACCACGCCGCCGCCGCUCCACGCCGGGCAGAUGGCCCAGCGACAAGCCGACUCGUCGACUUGACGACCGACGAGGACUCCGCCAACGAGGACUCCGCCAACGAGAGACCAGCCGUGGCCGUACCGACGCGCCCCCCGCUACCCACACCCGGCGAAUACGCCGCGGCAGUGGCCCGACGCAGGGCCGAGGAGCUGAGUGACGAGCUGGGCUCGUCUUCCGCCGGGCCGGUUCAGCCAACAAACCCGGAGCCACGUUCGGCCAGGGACCGGCCACCCACACCAGCACCAGCACGCCGAGGCCGCCGACGGAGCGCGCCCUGGGCGGAUAGUCCCAGCGGAUCCUCGUCCGAGGAGGAGUUACCACGCGAUCGCCAGGGUCACGCCCGCUGGCUACCAGUUCCCGACGGCUGGAGCACGCCCAACGGCACGCUACCCGCCGGGCUCAUCCGGAGGAUCCAGCAGCGACUCCUAAUCGCCAGACGUAGGGCCCGGCGCUAUCUAGAGGAGGAGCAGGGUCAGCGAUUCCGGGUGCAGUUGAAUCGGGACGACCACGUCCGGGUCUUCCUACACCCCACCCGGAAGUGA
Messenger RNA from Drosophila kikkawai, 1680 nucleotides. The record is from RefSeq and is a predicted model, not a curated record. Lineage: Eukaryota; Metazoa; Arthropoda; Insecta; Diptera; Drosophilidae.